UUUUAAAUAGCCAAAGAAUGUUCAAUACACUAAAGAAUAGUUUAUUUUUAUUCGUUGUGAAGUAAAAUAUACACCCACACCUUUGAUUUCUGUAAAUGAAAGUUUAAAGUUUAGAGGAUAAAGAUGGAUUGUUGUGCAUCAAUUGCAAGAGCUUUGUUGAUUUUCUUCAACUUCAUUUUCUGGAUAUGUGGAGGUGCCAUAUUGGGAGUUGGAAUCUGGUUCCUAGUUGACAAAGACAUCAGUAGCAGAAUUGAAAUAGUCCAGAUUGAUAGCGGGGAUGACUAUUUCAAAUAUGCUGCCUACCUGUUCAUUGCUUUCGGAGCAUUUGUGUUCAUUGUUGGAUUUGCUGGUAUGUGUGGAGCCAUCAGAGCUAGCAAAUGUCUCCUUGGAUUUUACAUUUUCUUUGUAUUGCUGGUUAUUUUCGCUGAGAUUGGUGCAGCAGUUCUUCUGAUCCUGUAUCGCAUGGAGGUAGAGGACAAUAUUGUUAAGCUGUUACAGGAAAAUAUAAAGAAGAGGUAUGGUGAAGAGACUGUAAGGACAGGAUGGGACUUGGCUCAGUUGGAGUUUGAGUGUUGUGGAGCAGUCAAUUCUAUGGAUUACAAUGAGACAACUUACAAAUUCCCAAAUGCAGGCCAGACUUUUCCUAAUACUUGUUGUAAAUUGUCAAACAGGGAUGCUGCUUUAGAUGACCCAUCAAAGGCUACACCUAGCAAUUCAGCUCUAUGCUACGCUCGUGACAAUAGCGAAAUUAAUACGAAAGGAUGUAAGGACAGUUUGAAGGAUUGGGCCCUGAAACACAGUACAAUUAUCAUUGGCGUUGGUAUUGGUAUUGCUGUUCUUGAGAUCUUCAGCAUUGUUUGGGCCUGCUGCUUCUGUAGAAACAUCGGAAAAGACGACUAAAUCUAAAGACAGAUUCCCCACCUUAAAACUUACAGACAUAGAGUUUUAUUUUUUUGUAUAUGAUUUACAAAGUCAACUUAUUUUUCUGUAGUCACAUCUUUCUCUUUAAGUUGAGAUAAGAAUAUUUUAUUUUUUAUAGUAAAUCAAGAAAUAAGGUAUAGUUUUAGAACUAAGGUUAUUUUGAAUCAUGUGUCCUGAAGUCUGUAUUAUCUGUUGUGUGACACAUAUUGAUAUCUACCCCAGUUAACUUCAUUGUUUAUAUUGAAAAAGAAUGUGUGUUUUGUUAAUCAACCAACAUCACACACUGGUAAAUUUCUAUUACCUUGAAACAAGUCAAUUAUGUCUUUUUUUUCGAAAGACAUUUAUGGUUUGGUAUUGAUUUUAAAUGCAUUUCAUUAUCAAGUUUCAUUCAUUUUACAUGUCCUUUUCUUCAUUCAUCAUAUUGAUUUUAAAACUUCAUUUAAGUAGCUGGGUGAUGUCAAACAUUUGAGUUAAUUGGUAAGCUAUAUGUUGACCAAUGCCAUGAAACAAUUUGACCAUUGAGAUCUGACUUUAUUUACAGGGUGCUGAUAUCAUUGAUAACCUUAGUUCUAUAAGUAUUGUCUUAAAAUUAACCUUCAUAUAAUAUUUAUAUUUACAGUUGAACGAGAUGUUUUAUUUUUAUGUAUUCAAUGUUUUUAUUGGUUACAGGAAACAAAUUUUACCUAAAAGUACCAUGACAUUGCUAUAUGAUUUUAUGUGUAUUUUUGAUUAACUUAUUCUAAGUAAUUAUGCAGUCGAAUAUUUUUUAGGAUUUCUUUUUUUUUUUUUAAGUCUGCAUGAAAUGAAUCUCUUAAUAAAAGCUGAAAGAGCAAAUUCUGAUGUUUUUAUACGACCGCAAAAAAAUUUUUGUGGUCGUAUAUUGGUAUGACGUUGGCGUCGUCGUCUGGCGUCGUCCGAAGACACAUUGGUUUUCGCACUCUAACUUUAGUUUAAGUGAAUGGAUCUCUAUGAAAUUUUACCACAAGGUUCAAUACCACAAAAGGAAGGUUGGGAUUGAUUUUGGGGGUUAUGGUACCAACAGUAAAGGAAUUAGGGGCCAAAAAAGGGGCAAAAAACAAGCAUUUUUCUAGUUUCAGCACAAUAACUUGUGUGUAAGUGUAUGGAUCUCUCUGAAAUUGUACUGCAAGAUACCAUACCACAAAGGGAAGGCUGGGAUUGAGUUUGGGGUGAUGAAUCAUAAGGGGGUUCAAAAAAUU
Molecule: messenger RNA, 2138 nt
Organism: Mytilus californianus (California mussel)
Lineage: Eukaryota; Metazoa; Mollusca; Bivalvia; Mytilida; Mytilidae
Product: CD82 antigen-like
Exons: 9
Coding region: 124-900 (258 amino acids)
Cellular component (GO): membrane
Source: RefSeq, a predicted model, not a curated record